Messenger RNA from Aspergillus piperis CBS 112811, 3090 nucleotides. RefSeq lists its product as uncharacterized. The transcript has 4 exons. The coding region runs from base 1 to 3090 and encodes 1029 amino acids. NCBI's taxonomy places the organism in Eukaryota, Fungi, Ascomycota, Eurotiomycetes, Eurotiales, Aspergillaceae. The record is from RefSeq and is a predicted model, not a curated record.
AUGUCUGUACCGGGAACUAGUCGCCAGGGCCAAUUGAACUUGCCUCUACGAGGACGAGAACCAUUUACUGCCAUGGAAGAUGUCUCCGAGAACAUGAGAGACUUGCCUCUACGACCGCGGGAUCCUCCCACUACCGCAGCAGACAUCUCUGAAAAGACAAGAGAAUUACCUCUACUAGGCCAGCUCCCUCUCACUUUUGCGGUAGAUGUCUCUGGGAGCACGAAAGGCAUCGUCCUUCGCAAAGAGACAGAUGCUAUCACUAAGUUUUGGCGUUCCAUGUCGCCGGAAUUGGUGCCAUUGUCUACCAUUCUUCCUUGGUCGAAAACAGCCCUCCCGUCAAUGGAGAUUUCACAAGUCGAAGAGCUUUAUGUUUCUGGCGGAACUGAUCCUGGUGUUUUGCUGCAGAGUUCAAGGUGCACAUCUAAACUUCAGGACGCCAGCCUGUGGUUCCUCUUAACGGACGGCAUCAUUCGGGAGCAUCGGAUUCAGAAGUUUGCCAAUGCCAUCUACAACGCUGGAAUCCAUGGCACGGCCUGUGUGAUUAUCUUGUUUGGGGAACGCUAUGAGUCACCAUUCGACUGCGACGUUUCGGUUGGGAUCUCUGUGUUUGCCGCGGCGCCACACUGCAUCUUUCUCUUUUCUGAUGUGGAAACCGAUAUCGUGUACGUCUUGCAGGCCAAAGGAACAUUUUCCAACAUUCUCCCCGCAGGGAGGGAGUUCUCGUCGUUUGGAGAGUGGACAAGAUGGGAGGAUCUAGUGACCAUCACAUACGAAGAUCUCUUGAGGGUCGAGGUCCCAUUACCGGUAAAACUGUCCGGGGAUAUGGUUCCUCUCUCAGAUGGAACCCAAUUUGACUUGAUUAGUAUUUAUACUGGCUCCAUAUCCGAAACUGACACACUUACCCUGAUAUCGGACUACUCCGCCUUGGAUGUCAUCCUCGUGGCUGCGACAACAAGGGGUCAACGUGAUAUAGUCAGAAGAUGGAUAAUGGACUCCUGUCUAGCAUUACAGUCUCACUUGAAUGAUAAUAUGCUUCUGCCAGUCGAAGAUAUAGGUGGCAAGGCAACAAAGAUAUUCGUCGAUCUUGUGAGGAAAUUCGAUACUUUGGCCCUGGAUACGCCCGAACCCCGGAAUCUGUGGCAAGCACUCCACAGAUCAAACAGUCUAUCAGAAUUUGGACCCACCAAGUCAAAUCUUCGUGGCCAGCAUCAUCAGAACUGGAUUUCGAAUGUCAAAGCCACUCAUCUUGUGUCAUCAAUGAUGGAGUAUGAACUUGAAGAAGUAUUGAUAAGAUUGAGUGCAUUAAGUCUGCAUGCAAGAUCAAUGCAUCCAAACAACCUUACUCCAAUGACUUCACCGGAUUCAGGAGACACAUCGUCAUAUGAAGCCAGAAGUACUCGACGAGCAAAAAGGCACAGCUCGUUGGUCGGAGUGAGAAGUGUUUCGCAUCUUUCCGAGUCUGGACAGCUUUCGCAUGAUGCGACGCCCGAAUCCAGAGACCACAAAUGCCUGUUUUUGACGGGAUUUAAAGGCCACAGGCACAGAUUCGAGGAAGCUUUUGGGGAGCUCUCAUACUACCAAACAUGUCCUAUCUGUGGACAGAAGGACUCGAUACAGUGUCUUCUUCUCCGAAUCAACACCAGCUCGGAUGUUACCCCCAGUCUUCCACGGAUAAAUAGUGGUUAUGUUGAACAGGGAUAUUCAAUAGUGCUGGGUAGCAGCUACCCGGGUACUGAUAUUAUAUUACCUUUGACAUCAUGUGAUGCUUGCGCAUUUAUUCUGCUCAAUGUCGGAGUCUUACCUAAUGGUGAGCGUGUUGAUGCUGCAUUGCCCUUGGUCCCUCUUGACGAGGAUGGCAAUCGACAGCAAUGGGUCCAAGUCCUCAACAGAGUAUAUCAACACCGCUUUCAUGAUGGUCUCACGCUUGUGGCCUUUCUCUCUUCCGUCUGCUCCGAGAUCGACAAGAUAGCUAAAGAGGAGGGAGCCUCCUCUGGCCUGAUGGAGUGUCUGAAGUGGUGCUGCAGGGCCAUAAGCAAACUUGAUGGUGUGGCUGUGAAUGCUGGUCUCCUACCAGCCGCAAAUCCAUGGUCAACUAUUGAUCCUCACUCGGUGACCUUGCAACAAUAUUUGGUGGGAAGAUUUUCUGAUCCUUGGCAUGAAAGAUAUACUUGCGCCCCACCCCUUCUGGCUUACCCUAUUGAGGGAUUCGUCGCCAUUGUUCGCCUCGCCAGUCUGACAGAGAACAUCACUUCUCCCAUGAUCGAAUUGUGCGUGUGGAAGCGGCUACUUUACCACAUAACUGAGCAGUACUCAGCAUCUUGCAAACAGGGUGGAUCCCAAGAGGCUAGUCGACACCUUGAAGACCACAUAUGUUCGCCAUCGCCUAUUACCUCAAUUACCGUGAAAAAACUGGCUAGGCUUUUCCCUGCACUUGAGCAAUUUGAGCGCAUGGGUAAAUACUUUGCGCCCAUUGUGAAAAGGAGAAAAUAUCACGCUGCUUUGGCGGUCUUUCUGCACCUCAUGCGGGCAAUAUCAAGUCACUUUGAGAAUCUAGAUGCAAGGGGACUUUUCGACAACAUCCUGAUUCGCGAGGACCAAGUGCGGGACGCUGGUAACCCAUCCUGCGAGGUAUUCCAGAAACCAUUACAGGUUAGCAAAGGCGAUGUUGUCAAGUUGAUCAAGGAUGUGUAUGAGCUGAGUUGGGGACCUGUGGAAGAGGAUUGGCGCGAAGAGGCCAAUUUAGCCACACUCGAACAGCUUCCAUCACUUUACUCAGUUUCUGUGGCCCAGCUGGGUAGCCAUCUCCCAUCACUUGAUCAGUUCCGACGCCUAGGUGAUUACUUUGCGCCCAUUGAGACAACGACCAAGUAUAAUGCUGCUCUGGCUGUCUUCCUGCACAUCAUGCGGAAAGUCUCGAUUCUACUCCUGCAUAACCACCUUGAAGUGGGAUUAUUUGUCAAGUACAUAGAGGACUAUGGGCUUCACGUGCAGCAGGCAGACAACCAAUUCUGCAACGUAUUCGAUGAACCAACGCUAGUUGGAGGAGGUAACGUUGAGAAGAUGGUCAAGGAUGUCUAUGAGUUGCAUUGA